This is a messenger RNA of Microcebus murinus (gray mouse lemur), 2079 nucleotides long. The record is from RefSeq and is a predicted model, not a curated record. NCBI's taxonomy places the organism in Eukaryota, Metazoa, Chordata, Mammalia, Primates, Cheirogaleidae.
GAAUAGUUGAUCUAGAUAAAGACAGUUUUAGUAAAAUGAAAAUGGAAACCAUUGGAAGUGGUUUAACGUUGCUAAAUAGAAUUAAAUGGACAAUGGAGUUUUCUUUCGAAAAUGCAUUUUAAACAGUGUUGUUACAGCUCUGAUAUAAGUGUUUGUAUUUACAACACAAAGGACAUCUUGGGGUCCCAGUGUUUUUUAUUUUUAGAAUAAAUUUAGAAAUGAACUGUUCUAAAGGUGAAUGAUGGUCAGAGAGGAAAAGUGACUUCAUGGUAAUAAAGUGAGUUAGGGCAGUUGUAACAAGUGUAACUAACGUUAGGCUCCAUCCUCAACCAACAGGUCUCUGAUUAGUUUUUAGUAGUAGUGUUCUAGGAGAAGGAAUUAUCUUAGAGACAGAGCAGCUGUAAUCCCAAAGGUUGGAUUUAGUGAAGCAGGACAGGGUGGAAAGAUCAUAGCUUUAGAAUAUUUCAAGUAAGGAAGUCUGGGUUUAAAUCCUGGUUUUACCUCUUGAGCCUUGGAGCUUUUCCUACCAGUCCAGUGUAGAUUAUGCCUACCUUGUGGAUGGUUAUGAGCAUUUAAUAAUAUUAUCAAUGUAAAAGUUUCUAGCACAGUGCCUGGCAUAAAAUAUUAGUUCCUAUCAAGUUCAUUUCCCUACCCUUCUCAGUUCCUAACAAAUACCAUAGUGGACCCUCCUCUCCACUCCAUCCCCUCUCCACUUCAUCCUCAAGCAAUUUGGAGCCUACAGGAUCUACAACUUAGGUAACCAGUUCUUAAGUCCUGUUGCUGAAGGUGUCCUCAUGACUUCUCCUGUGGACCAUGUCCAUGAUCCUUUUUGCCUGUGUGGUACGGGUGAGGGAUGGACUGCCACUCUCAGCCUCUACUGACUUUUACCACACCCAAGAUUUUCUGGAAUGCAGGAGACGGCUCAAGACUUUAGGCUUGCGACUGGCCCGGUAUCCAGGUCGAGGUUCUGCAGAAGGCCGUGACUUCAGUAUACAUUUUUCUUCUUCGGGGGAUGUGGCCUGCAUGGCUAUCUGCUCCCGCCAGUGUCCAGCAGCCAUGGCCUUCUGCUUCCUGGAGACCCUGUGGUGGGAAUUCACAGCUUCUUAUGACAGCACCUGCAUUGGCCUAGCCUCCAGGCCAUAUGCUUUUCUCGAGUUUGAUAGCAUCAUUCAGAAGAUAAAGUGGCAUUUUAACUAUGUAAGUUCCUCUCAGAUGAAGAGCAGCUUGGAAAAAAUUCAAGAGGAGCUCGAAUUCCAGCCUCCAGUGGUCCUCACUGUGGAGGACACAGAUGUGGCAAAUGGGAUGAUGAAUGGUCACCUACCAAUGCACUUGGAGCCGGCUCCUAAUUUCCGAAUGGAACCAGUGACAGCCCUGGGUAUCCUCUCCCUCAUUCUCAACAUCAUGUGUGCUGCUCUGAAUCUCAUUCGUGGAGUUCACCUUGCAGAACAUUCUUUACAGGUUGCCCAGGAAGAGAUUGGAAACAUUCUGGCUUUUCUUAUUCCUUUUGUAGCCUGCAUUUUCCAGUGUUAUUUGUACCUGUUCUACAGUCCAGCCCGGACUAUGAAGGUGGUGCUGAUGCUGCUGUUUAUUUGCCUGGGCAACGUGUACCUACAUGGGCUGCGGAACCUCUGGCAAAUCCUUUUCCACAUAGGAGUGGCUUUUCUGUCUUCACACCAGAUACUGACCAGGCAGCUUCAGGAGAAGCAGUCUGACUGUGGAGUAUGAGGAUGACGCCGUGUGAUGAACAGAUUCUUUGAUUUACUUUUGAGGAUCAAUGUAGGCUUUCCUUUCUGCUUCUCGACUGCACCUCAAGUUUUCAUCCUUGAAAUUUCUUUCAACAAAACUGGACUGACAAGCCAAGAAUUGGGAAUUUUUUACAGUUGCAGUGGAAGUCGUGAGGUCGCUUGAUACCAAGUCUCGGUUUUGUGUCAAGUGUAACAGCAGAAUCUCCAGUUCAUCUGGUUUAUGUAGGAUAGCACACUCUAGGGGCUCAUUCAGAAAGAGAUUUAUUAAAAGAUCAGAAUGGAAAUAUUUUGGUCUUUUAUAUUGAAUGAUGCAAUAAACCACUAAAUUCAAUAA